AAUUAAACACACACACGCACAGUCAAAAACACCAGGAUCCAACCAAAUUUUACCCCGUCUUAUUCCUUCCAUCAUCAAAGGAAACAGUUUCUCAGGAACUGCAUAUUGCUGUGGACUUUUCAUAUGUGCAUACUUUCAAGUUGACUUUCUUUGUCUUUUUUAUACAAUAAUAUCUAUGCCGGGUGACUUUUAACAGUCAGCCUUUUUCUGUAGGAACAUAUCUAAAACUCUGUGGAUUAAGCCAUGACUCUGCUCUUAUCUACUUUCAUUGUCCUCUGUGUGUCUGUAUCACUUACUGCAGUGACUGUCAGUACAAAUACAAAUACAACUAACGUGACUCAGAAUCAAUCUACAGGCGAUGCUGCUCAUCCAACACAGACACCAGAAAACGGGCUCACCACUUUAGCCUUUGGUGUGAUGAGUUUCAUUCUCAUUUUGAUCAUUGUUAUGGUGAUCUUGGUAACAGUUGUUAACUUCAGAGGAUGGUGCAGUAAUACAAAGGAAGAGGGUGUCAAAAACUAUGGCUCAGUGACGUCGGAAGGCCAAGUAAGACAAGCUGGAGAGAGGGAAAGCAUAAUGCUAGUCUCCAUGAGGACAUUAAGCACAGACACUGACACAGAAUCUCUACGGAUCUCCUCCAUUUACAGUACAGCACUGGACGAUGAAUACCAAUAGGUCCGAAUCAGAGCAGGGCAGUGAACAGACUCCAUGCACUGCCUUUUCUUUCUGACUCCCAACAACUGCCUUUUCAUUUCACCUAUUCAACAAUAACAUAACAAAGUUCUAUUAAAAUGACACGGUUCUAC
Messenger RNA from Tachysurus vachellii, 806 nucleotides. RefSeq names its product endothelial cell surface expressed chemotaxis and apoptosis regulator (gene ecscr). Bases 244 to 675 code for a protein of 143 amino acids. The record is from RefSeq and is a predicted model, not a curated record. The transcript has 7 exons. NCBI's taxonomy places the organism in Eukaryota, Metazoa, Chordata, Actinopteri, Siluriformes, Bagridae.